ACAACAGAUACAUAUUAUAUGGAACAAUUCUUUGCGUAUUUUUGCAAAGAAUUAUUUGUAUGUUAUUCGAAGUGAAUAAUUUUGUGGAAUUUUAUUUUCGUUUAUGGAAGCAUCGACAUGAGUGGUUAUUUGAAGACACAAAUUCUUAUUGUUGCUUGCGUGAAUAUUGGACAAUUCAUAGACGGCUACAGUGUUGGAUGGUCAGCUCCCAUCAUACCAAAACUACAAGACCCAGAUGAGACGCCACUUCCAGAGCUCAUCACUGAUCUACAGGUCUCAUGGAUAGGAUCCCUCCUUUACCUUGGAUCUAUUGUUGGUCCAUACAUCCCAAGCUACUUAUCUAACAUAAUAGGCAGGAAGCCAUGUCUGUUUCUCGGUGGCCUUUUAAAUUUGACAGCCAUAAUUCUUAUAAUCACCACAAAAAAUGUUGCCAUGGUAUAUGCUAUUAGGAUUAUCAGCGGUCUUGGUAUGGGAAUGGUGACAGUUAGCAACUUAGUGUAUGUUGGGGAAAUAUCAUCGACAAACAUCCGAGGAAUACUUUUGACUUCAACUUCUAUUGUCGGUAUAACGGGCACACUCGCUGCGUACUGCGUUGGGCCUUACGUCUCGUACCAAAUGACUGGCUAUUUUGCAUUUUUCAUCAAUAUUAUACAUUUGGUUGGAAUAUAUUUUAUACCAGAGUCACCUGUUUUUUAUGCCAUUAAAGGAAAGGAGAUGGAAGCAAAAAAUACGCUGCGAUUUCUAGGACGAGUUGAGGAUCUGGAAAAUGUGUUUGAGUCAGUAAAAGGGACAAGCCCCGAUGAAGGUUCCAGUUGGAAAGCCUGGAUUAGGAUAUUCACAGUAAAGGCUAAUAGAAAGUCACUAUUCAUAACGCUGAGCUUAUGCACAUUACAACAAACCAGUGGGGUUGCUGCAGUAUUGUUUUUUGCCACAACAAUAUUUCAAUUAGCUGGGUCUUCUAUAAGACCGGAUAUAGCUACGAUAUUUAUCGGCUGUACUCGGCUUGUAGCAAGUAUGAUAGCACCUUUUCUAGUUGAGAGGGCUGGAAGAAGAAUACUGUUACUGGUAUCAACUGCAUUCUGCGCAUGUAGUUUGUCUCUACUGGGCAGCUAUUUUUACUUAUCAAGAAUUGAAAGUACUGCAAUUGCUUCUAUUGGCUGGCUCCCGCUAUUAGCACUUAUAAUGUAUUUUUUCUCCUACGAGAUAGGUUUCGGAACAAUGCCAAGUGCUUUGGUGGGUGAAAUGUUCCGCGGCAAUGCCCGAAGCACUGGUUCUGCCAUAGCAAUGACAACAGCAUGGCUCAUCGGCUUCGGAGUGGCCACUGGUUUUGGAACUAUGGUGAAGACUUUAGGAGGAGACAUUACGUUCUGGAUCUUCUCAUUCUCUUGCAUUGUUGCCUUUUUGUUUACAUUUAAGUUUGUGCCGGAGACUAAGGGAAAGAAUCUAAAUGAAAUACAGGAAAUGUUGAGUCGGUGAUUUAAAAUAAAAAAUCAUGUGUAAUAUGUACACGUGUUAGAAGUUAUACUUUUUUGGCGUAAGAAUUAAAUUUUGAUGAUCGAUGAUGAUGAUCGAAGAAAAGUAUUUUACUUUUAUAAAGUACUAACUAUUACCCGCGACUUCGUUCUCAAUUAGUUGUUUUAAAGGAUACAGCGCAUAUUCCUUUUCAUUGUGGACAGUCUCUUUAAUAGUAUCCCUGCGAACUUAUAUCUCUUAUUUCAUCCCUAUAUAGGUGAGAGUUUCAAAAAUGCUCGAACAAAUGUUUAUAAAUUAUUUCUUAUCAAGUGCCUUAAUAAAAAGUUUCAUGGCUUUUUCUUUGAUAAUGACGUAUUUCUAUACAAACUGCCAUCCCCUAUUUCAACCCCUCCGUUUAUUUUUUUGCAAUAAAAGGAAGUCUAUGUCCUUUUCUUAAAGCUCUAGUCUAAGUCUGUACUAAAUUUUAUCAAAAUCGGUUCGGUGGCUUAGGCGUUAAAGCGGUACAAACAAACAUACAAUCACAUUUAUAAUAUAAGUAGGGAUCAAUUUUAAUAUUGAAUUUAAAACAAGUUUUGAGUAAAGGUGUAUAGUGUAAGCAAAUAAAAAAAAUACUUUGACUACUUAUCGAUCAAACCUUAUUAAUCUCAAACAUGUCAAUAAAGAAAAAAUAAAUACAAAAGUUUAUAAUAGACUAGCUGACCCGACACAAAUAGUUCUGAAUAUAAUAAAUAAAAUAAUGUUUUUUUAAUAAUUAAAACGUCACUAUUACAAUGGAUAACCGAAGUAAAUAAAGUUCUCGUACGUAGCGGUUAAUCUACCAACUAUUAGCGAAAAUUAAGUUUAUAUUUUAUCUCCUGAGAGAUAGAAAGAUAAAUAGAUUCUAAUUAGUUAUUUAUUUUAAACUAUUCUUUCAGUUUGAUUUCUGAAGGACGGGGGACAUAUCAAAGGAAGAACAAAAUGUUUGUUUAUGUUUAUUUUAUUCCGAGAAUUUUCAUAUUUACUCACCUUUUAAACCUUCCCUGGACUUCCACAAAUAAUUCAAGACCAAAAUUAGCCAAAUCGGUCCAGCCGUUCUCGAGUUUUAGCGAGACUAACGAACAGCAAUUCAUUUUUAUAUAUAUAGAUAGAUAGAUAAGCCACUUUAUCGCGAGCGUUGAUAAUGCAUUAUCAUUUACUUUCAUGUAUAAUUAAAUAUCCCACUCAUAUAAAUAUUUUAUUAUUAUCUCCAUUACUAUACACGUGUGCUAAAGAUUCAUAAAUAAUUGAAUUACCACAAUAAAGUUACUAUAGAGGUUAUACAUUCAGUAAUAGUGUAUAGACUCCAUAAUAGUUACCAAGAUUAUUUAAGAGACGUUUAGAAACUAACUUCACCCUGUUAUUUUUAGUUGUUUGUGUUUUCAAAUUCAAAUAUUUUUAUUCAAAAUAGGACUUAAAAUUAUCUAUUGAUCGGCAAAAACUACCACCCAUUCGAAUAGUGUGCCAUAGAUCUGAGAAGAACGGGCGCAAGAUACUAAGCGGACUUAUUUUUUUCCUUAAUUUAGUUACAAUUUAAUUAUGUAUUAUUGUACAAUACAAUUUAUAAUUAAAUAGUAUAAGGGCGUUCGCUCCAUUCCCAGUGAGUGGUGUUAUAAAAAAAUCGUUUAUUUUUUAGUAACCUUUACCCCCCAAAGUUUCUUAACAAUUCUUUUGAACUUGGGAUCAUGUUGUUAAAGCAAAUACAUCGCCCAAUAAAAGACUAACUAACUCGAAUUAACCGAGUAGUAGGCAUUAGAAGUUUAUGUUUGCUUCUCGUGUUAACAUUAUGAUUGUCACCGUUUCCAGCUAAGUCGUUAAUGUCCUUAUGAAUAUGAAGACUGUCAACUGUCAAAAUGUUUAUUUCUAUUUUUUUCUCUAAAUAAUUAUCUAGGAUCUUAUUAAUAAAUAAGGAAUAAUAUAAAUAUAAUAUACAGUUUCUUUCAAUAUGCGAAAAUCAAUAUAUUAUCUAUACUGCUGUCUGUCUCGCCUGAACUGAAAUUGCUAUGAACGUCAUCCUGAUGUUUAAUCCAUGGUAUAAAUAAAAUUUAACAUUGAUUAAGUACGUGGUUGAUUUUUUUGUAAAUAAAAUAUAUUAUGCUGUAUAAUAAUUUACCACUGGUACAACAAAAUUAAAAAAAUUUUUAAAUAGUGUUUGUAUUUAGUAAAUAAUUUCAUUAAGUCUGAUAGCGGAACGGCAAAAAUGUGCUUAAAGACAAUGUAGGCACAAUUUUCUCAAUGUAGGAAUAAUUGAAAUACAGUGCUGCUUAUCGCCCAAUAAUAUUUAAAAAACUGGAGUAAAUGCGGCAAUGUAUGGAUAUAUUAGUCGAAGUUUAUUAUUGUGUAAUUUAUGGCAUUUUCCAUAUUUCGGCUUUAUUUUUAUGCGACAAUAUGAUUUGCCUAUAUUAUGUAUAGAACUUCAUUGCAUAACAAGCAAAAAUAUACAAUAUUUUUUCUAUUUUAUAACAUAGAAUAGACAAGUGUUUUUUUAAGUGAUAACGCUCACUUCUGGGAUUAAUUAAGAAGGUACAUAAAAUUAAAUUUGAAAACAAAAUUUAAUUUGAACGACGGGACUCGAAACCGCGGCCUCUCGCGUUCCGCGCUCUUCCACUCAGCCAACCGUUCGGGGACUUCAUUUGAAUUCAUAAAUUUUGUUUUCAAAUUUAAUUUGUGUAAUAUAUAAUAGAUUGAACUUAAGUAAAUAAAUCGCUACACAACACGGAUUAUAAACAAAACUAUCAUGUAAGAGGAGUUCCUUAGCUUAAGGCGAAGAGUAAGCAGAAAACACGCAAACAUGGUGUUUUUAGACAAGUUUUGUGGUGAAAGUAUAGCAUUUCGAGCUAUGAACACUACUUAAUCCUGUUACACAUAUCCUUAAGUCUUAUUUGUAGGUUGCUAAUGCUUGCUGUUGGUUAUAGUUAACACUGCCGAGCCUUUUUGAACUACCACUUUUCUUUAAAGUUAAACAAGUUUUUUAGCAUGGCGUGACGCAUUUUUUUGGUACUUCUCUCAGAAAAGUUAUUCUUACAGCUUGUACUUUUUUGUGUAGGUAUAUUUAUUCAGAUUAGUAAUGAAUAACGAGGAUCGUAAGCAUAUAAACUGUUUUCCACCCAAGAAUUAUGAAAAUAUUGGCUUUGUUACAUAGAUGGCAGGCCGGCAGCCGUGAACUCAUAUCGCUCAAGGUCGCUGGCAUUUAGUGUCGCCUUAAGUAAUAUUACACUUAUAUUAUGCAAACGGUACUCACACCGAUGAGUUGUAGUUUUUUAAAACUGACGUCACUGUGAUUAUUAUUGAUUAAAAUUUGCAGCAUUAUGUAAUUAUAUUUAAAACCAUUUUUCAUUUUAAGGGAUUGAAUAGGACCCCUUUAGGCUUUUGGUAAAAACAAAUUUCGUAAUGUAGAUGCCCUCCACUUAACACCCGCAUAUGUCGGCAUACCAAAAAACUAACUGUCAUCCCAUAUGCUGACAUCGUCCAUUUUGAGACGCAUGAACUGUUCGUGUCUUAAAAUUUAAUCAGUGGAAGGCUCCUUUUGCACAGGAUGCCGGCUAGAUUAUGGGUACCACAAAGGCGGCUAUUUCUGCAGUGAAGCAGUAACGUGUAAACAUUAUUGUGUUUCGGUCUGAAGGGCGGCAAAAACAAGAGUAUCGCUUUGAUUCGGAAGAAUAAAUUGUUUUUUUAAAAAUACCUAGGUUUGUACUAUGUUGUUGUAUACCGAUUACAAUCGUAUAUUCUCGAUCUAACAUAAUAUAAAGCUGUCCUUAUUGGCAGUCGGCAAUCCGCAGACGGCAAGUGGUCGCGUACCGACAGAGUCCAUAUUAUAUAUGUAAUACGUACUAAUAUUAUAAAUGUGAAUGUAAGUUUGUUUGUUACGCUUUCACGCCUAAACCAUUGAACUGAUUUUCAUGAAAUUUAAUACAGAGAUAGAAUAGAGCUUGGAAAAGGACUUUUUGUUAUGAAAAUACGGAACUAGACAAGCAGGACGUUCAGCUGAUGGUAAUUGAUACGCCCUGCCCAUUAUAAUGCAGUGCCGCUCCGCAUUCUUGAAGAGCCCAAAAAUUCUGAGCGGCACUACAAUUGCGCUCGUCACCUUGAGACAUGAGAUGUUAGGUCUCAUUUGCCCAGUAAUUUCACUAGCCGGCAUCCCGUGCAAUGGAGCCUCCCACUGGUGAACUACUUUUUAUUGUGAAGAAAUAAAUGGAAGGUUUGAGAUAGGGGAUGUAAGUUUGUAUGGAAGUUCGGCAUUAUCGAAGAUUACACCAUAAAACUUUGUAUUCAGGCAUUUGAUUAGAAGUAAUUUUUUAGUAUUUGAUCGAGCAUUUUCGAAACUUUGACCUACAUGGGGAUGAAAUAGGAGAUUGAAGUUCGUAGGGAAAUACUAUUAAAGAGACUGUCCACAAUGACAAGGGAUAUCCGCUGUAUCAUAGAAGAGCGCUGCCAGCAGCGGAAAGAGCAGUUUGUAUGUGUAUUAUUUGCAAAGUAUCCCAAAAAUAAAAAAAUCUGCCCAAAGUAACUGUUCCAGGAGUACUAAUUCGCGGAUAAAAACUUGUUCGUUAUAAAUUCAUAAAUAAACUAUUUACCGAUAUAUCAAAAUUUUGAGCUCCUCCGUUUUAUCAGUGGGAGGCUCCUUUGCACAGGAUGCCGGCUAGGUUAUGGGUACACUUUCCUUAAAGGCCGGCAACGCUCUUGUGAUUCCUCUGGUGUUGCAAGAGAGUGUGGGUGGCGGUGAUCACUUAACACCAGGUGACCCGUACGCCUCCUAUUCCAUAAAAAAAAAAAAAAAAAAAAAAAACAAAAAACGGCGCCUAUUACUGCCGUGAAGCAGUAAUGUGUAAACAUUACUGUGUAUUGUGUACUGUGUGCGGUCUGAAGGGCGCCGUAGCUAGUGAAAUUACUGGGCAAAUGAGACUCAACACCUUGUCUCAAGGUGACGAUCGCAAUUGUUGUGCCACUCAGAAUUUUUGAGUUUUUCAAGAAUCCUGAUCGGCACUACAGUGUAAUGGGCAGGGCGUAUCAAUUUCCAUCAGCUGAACGUCAUGCUCGUCUCGUCCCAUUUCUCAUCAAAAAAAAAUCUUUGCGGUUUGUGUUAUCUGUGUUUUUUUACUUACUUGUUUAACAGUUCUGGCGUCAAGCCUGUUAGAGUGUUUAUACAUAUAUUUAAAAAUUUUGAGUGUCAAUUGUUAAAUUAAAACCUAUGUUUAAAAAAAUCGAUUGUUAUGAGCUCUACUAGGCGGGCAUAGCUUAAGUAAUAUUCUGUUCUGAAGGUACCAUCCACCUUCGAAGGUACGUCAUAUCAUAGGAAACUGCAGCUAAAUGUCGACAGAGAUUGUUUUAUUUUUAAUUAAGUAUGUUAAGUGUAUCUUUAUAAGCAUUAAAUUAAUAAGCAAAUA
Leptidea sinapis is the source of this 6872-nucleotide messenger RNA. RefSeq names its product facilitated trehalose transporter Tret1-like. The record is from RefSeq and is a predicted model, not a curated record. Gene Ontology annotation, biological process: transmembrane transport. Gene Ontology annotation, molecular function: transmembrane transporter activity. The transcript is spliced from 8 exons. The coding region runs from base 118 to 1476 and encodes 452 amino acids. Gene Ontology annotation, cellular component: membrane. Lineage: Eukaryota; Metazoa; Arthropoda; Insecta; Lepidoptera; Pieridae.